Plodia interpunctella (Indianmeal moth) is the source of this 3073-nucleotide messenger RNA. It is a transcript of the gene gbb, whose product is annotated as glass bottom boat. The transcript is spliced from 7 exons. Gene Ontology annotation, molecular function: growth factor activity; cytokine activity. Gene Ontology annotation, cellular component: extracellular region. The coding region runs from base 239 to 1501 and encodes 420 amino acids. NCBI's taxonomy places the organism in Eukaryota, Metazoa, Arthropoda, Insecta, Lepidoptera, Pyralidae. The record is from RefSeq and is a predicted model, not a curated record.
ACUACACAGAACAGAUAAGUACUUUGGUAUAUGUGAUGUAGAUGUGAAUUUGCUGUGGCUUGCGGCAUUCAAUGUUUACGUUAAUAUGGGUACAAGGCGAGAGAGGGGAGGAAUGUGGCGAGUGCGGCGCCGGCGCGGCGGCCUACCUUGAGUGGGCAGGUUCAGUGGCUGAUCCCGUCGCGCGCCUCCGCGUCUCCGCUCGCCAGUUGAGUGGGCGCUCACCGCUCGGACAGCCAACAUGACCGACCCGAAGGCAGUGUGGCGAUGCGCGUGCAUCACUCUCGUGGCGUUAUUUCCUAUAGUGUCAGACGCGACACUUUCCGGUCUGUACAUCGACAAUGGGGUCGAUCAAACCGUAAUUCAUCACUCCAUGACGAAGCACGAACGCCUGGUCGUCGAACACGAGAUACUGGAUCUUCUGGGCCUUGGCGAACGCCCGCGGGGUACCCGCGCUCCGCCGCUAGACCGUUCAGCUCCUAGUUUCCUCCUGGACGUGUACAAGCAGCUGGCUGAGGAACAUGAGCAGGCUCGGCCAACACGCAGCUCUGAGAUGGCGCUUAGUGGCGACGAACAGCAAGCGAUUGAUGCCAGUGAUCUUAUUAUGACGUUUCAGAGCAAAAAGCAUCAUUUGGGAGCACUUCGACAAGGCCAUGGAAGACACGUCUGGUUCGAAGUGGCGGGCGCUCCUGGGGAUGCGUCCUCCCUUCUCACCGCCGAGUUGCGGCUGCACCAAGCCCCGACACACACCGAAGACCCCACAAGUUUAUACAGAGUGGUCGCGCAUCGUGUUCUAAGUGUCGAUAAUUUAGGGAAGAUGCAGCUUGAGGAAGUGGCGUCAGUGAACACGAGCGUGGGAUCAGAGGGGUGGCUGGAGUUGAACGUGACCAGCUCCCUGGCCGCAUGGCUCACUUCGCCCGCGGACAACCGCGGUUUCUUUAUCACUCUGCAUCCACAUUUACAGCCAGAGCGACACGUGAAGCCUGAAGAGAUUGGCUUGGAAGAGCCUCGUGGUGCGAUUGUAGAAGGGAAGCAACCGUUUUUGGUGGCCUUCUUUAAGAGUGGGCCGAAACUGGGCAACACGGACCCGGGCGCCAGGCGCAAGCGGGAGGCUAAACGCUGGCGGUCACAUGGCUUCUCUGACAACCAUUUGAGGAAUCCACUUACAGAUACGUCGCACUGGACUACAAGGAGUUGUGAAAUUCAAACUCUUUAUGUCAGUUUUAAGGAUUUAGAAUGGCAGGAUUGGAUUAUUGCUCCGGACGGCUACGGCGCAUUCUAUUGUAGCGGCGAAUGCAACUUCCCAUUGAAUGCCCAUAAAAACGCCACCAAUCACGCUAUCGUACAAACUUUGGUUCAUCUUUUAAAUCCACAACAGGUACCGAAGCCAUCUUGCGCGCCGAUCAAGCUGUCUCCCAUAUCCGUGUUAUACUACACGGACGACUCUAACGUCAUCCUGCGCAAGUACAAGAACAUGGUCGUCAAGAGCUGUGGCUGUCACUGAUUGCUUGUUAAAAUAAGUGCUAAGUCUAAUGUGUGAAUAAUAAUCGUUUACAAGGAAGCUUUCGUUAUGUAGGCUCUUAAAAGUAAAGCAAAAGGAGUUUCACUCGAUGUUAUUACAGUAGUUUAUGCUUUUGUCUAAUUUUUUGCAGCCAGAUUAAAAUGAUUCAAGUCAUUAUUUAAAGAAAUAGUAUUAUUUUUAACAUUUAUUAUAUUCGUAGCUAUUUUUUAAACUGACAAUAUCUGUAAUGUUUCAUGUAUUAUUUCGUUCGAUCUAGAUUUUGUAGGUACGUAUGAACACCCGUUUUAGCAGCAGUAGUAACUUAGUUCGUAGUUUUUACGAAUAGUCAUAGUGAGGUAUAUUUAGUCAUAUUUUUAUUAUUUAUAAGAUAUAUUAUAGAUUUAGGCUUAUGGAUUGCUGUUGGUUUAGUUUGUUUUAACAAAACCUUGUCUUUUGGUCUGUCAUUAAAUAGUCAUAUUUACAUACAUAUAUACGCCUUAAGUCACACACUUUCUACAUAUAAUAUAUUCAGAGAACCAAUCGUAUCAGUACCGUAACUUAACGCUUCGUUUACGAGGACAUUCUACAAUAGUAUAUGUAUCUAUUUCACAAAUCAAUAGUUACAUAAUAUUAUACUUAUAUAUUUUAGAAGAAAGCAGGCUUGUUUAAUUAAAGCUUUAAAAUGUGAACUGUGGACAAAGGAGGAAAAUUAAUUUAAUUGAAUAUUUAUCGUUUGAUUUGAAAUGAGAGGAUUUAAUAGGAACCUACGUAUGUUUAUCAUUAUGUAUUUUUUUAAAUGUUGUUAAAAGUUGCAUUAGAUAUUAUUAUAAAAUAUUUUCAAACUUUGAUUGGUACUUAGUUUGAGAAAUUCUUCAGAAUCAGAAUCAGAAUCGUAAUCGUACCUUGUCUGUUAUAUUCGUUAUUCUACAUAUCUUUAUUUAAUAUCUACCUAUAAUAAAUAAACUUAAGUCCUAUUUAAGCAAAAUGUAAAUAAUAUUACGUAUAUAAGUACUUAGAUAGUAUAACGAUAUGAGAUUUUGUAUUUUGCAUAUUUAACGUAGCCAUAAAUAUGUGCCAAAUUAUGUUUUAUUUAACAUUAACUAGGGCAAUAUUGAGCUCUAUGUAACUACAUAUGUGAUUGUAAAUGAGAUCUAAAUGCAUUUCCUCAAGUUGUGUAAUAAUAAAACAGUUUCCGUGUUCGUUGACCAGUGUUAGAUGCACCAUAGAUGUACAAUUUCACACGUUUUGAUGAAAUGUACAUACUAUUAAAAAGGAGAUGCUGCUAAUGUUACAAGUAAUUAGGUAAUAAGGGUAAAUUAUUACAGUUACAAAUAUAAAACAUAAAGUAAGUUGUAUCUACAUAAUUGCAAUAAUUUCUGUUCAUAGUAUUAUAUGAAGUGAAAUAAGCAACUUAAAAGUGAAUUAUUAAAAAUUCUCUGAAAACAUUUAAGAGGUAGAUAGCAGGUACUGCUACGGGCUUCAUUUAUCAGAUCGGCUAGAAGCCAUAAUAUCUGCUUAAUAUCUGUUAUUAAUUUUGUAUUUGUGAUACGACAAUAAAUAAAAUAUUUUGUAUUA